Molecule: messenger RNA, 2120 nt
Organism: Fimicolochytrium jonesii
Lineage: Eukaryota; Fungi; Chytridiomycota; Chytridiomycetes; Spizellomycetales; Powellomycetaceae
Product: Gcd10p family-domain-containing protein
Exons: 9
Coding region: 497-1933 (478 amino acids)
Biological process (GO): tRNA methylation
Cellular component (GO): tRNA (m1A) methyltransferase complex; nucleus
Source: RefSeq, a predicted model, not a curated record
GGGUGAUGGUUCGGUGUCAAUAUUCAAUGUUGAAUGCGGUAUCAGUCUCCUCGUGAGAAACAAACUCCUCAUCGACAUAGUCGGAGCGGCUUCAUCAUCUUCCUUGUCGCUGCCCAAUUCCUCCUCCAUAUUUGCUCUUGAUGCACUGCCUCCCAGGCCGCACUCUUAUCCAUCCUCUCCUCACGCUGUCUCACAAUUUCCAGUUGGUCGGGGAGCGAGAUGCCGCGGAUAUCUGCUUCAGUUCGAGGGAGUUUCGAUCUUUGCAGUGAUGGACCUUUACCACCGGGGCUUGAUGGCGUACCGGUAAAGUGUUAUUGGGACGGAGAGGACUCUGGGGACCAGGCAAUCCGUGGGGAUUGAAAGUUGUGCUGAGGAGGGCGAGCGUGUUCUCCGAAAAAGCAACUGCUGCAGACCUGCUGGCAACGGCGAACUCCCAAAGGGCCAAACUGCACACAUCCUCCUGUGGCAUCCGUCGCCGAACGAACAGCUGGAACCCAUGGCAGACCAACACCCACCAGCCGUACCGGCACCAACACUGACCCCCGUCACCGAGCCAAUACCAGCAGCCCCCGAAGAAGUCCCGGCAUCACUCUCCGACACGGACUUUGCGGACUAUGUCAACCAAAGCUCGUUCAUGCAAGAAGGCUCCUGGAUCGUCGUGCAGAUGCCAUCCUCCAACACCAAGAUUGUGCAGCUUAAGGGCAACACAACCAUAAAUCUGGGCAAAUUCGGCAAUUUCCGCUCCCGCGACCUUGUGGGCAUGCCAUUCGACAUGCCGUACGAGAUUCAUGGGGAUAAGGAGGUGAAGCCCGCUACGGACUUGCAUAGUUUGGACGCUUUCGAUAUCGAGACAGAGGAAGGCGCCAGCAACAAGGACCUGAUCGAUCGUCGCGAAUCGCAGCGGCUGAGCCAGUUUGAGAUUGAGGAGAUGAAGAAGCAGAGUUUGAAGGGAGGUUUGGAUACCGAGACGAUGAUCAAAGCCCUGCUGGAGAACAGCGACACGUUCGAUAACAAGACGGAGUUUGCAAAGGCGAAGUAUAUCAAGAGGAAACAGAAGAAGUACUCGAAAAUCUUCAUCCCAAGACGGCCGUCGGCGCGAACGUUGUGUAAUCACUUUUCACAGGAUAAUCCUAGGAAGAUAAACGAAAUGCGCAUCGACACUCUCUCCCAGAUGCUCACAACCGCCAACAUCCGCCCCAACGGGCGCUACAUCGUCAUCGACGAAGCCGGCGGCCUGCUCACCUGCGCCCUCGCCGAGCGUCUUCAAGGCCGGGGUACCAUCUUCGUCAUCCACGACCACGACGUCUACAACGCGGAUCUGGUUAAAUACCUCAAUUUCCCGGCGGACCUGCCGAACGUGGUUAGGACGCUGGCGUGGACGAGGUUGGAGAAGAAUGGGGAUGAGGACUUUGAGACGAUGACGUUUGAGUGCCCCGAUCCGGAUAAAAUUGAGAGGUUGAGGAAGAGGGUUAUGAGGAUUAGGAAGGAGAGGACGUAUUUGCAGGCUGGGGGUUUUGAUGGACUACUCGUGAUAUCGCAAUAUAAAAACGACGAGAUCAUUCAACGGCUUGCACCGUACCUCGCCGGCUCAAGCCCCGUCGUCGCGUACUCUGUUCACAAGGAGACCCUAACCCCAACCUUCACCCACCUCCGCACCUCCCCCUCCUUCACCAACGCCCAACUCACCGAAUCCUGGCUGCGCGAAUACCAAGUUCUCGCCGGAACACACCCCAUGAUGCGGAUGUCCGGAUCGGGGGGUUAUCUCGUCUCGGCGCUGGUGACGAGGGUGCAGGAGGGUCUUGUGACGCAUGCUGCGACGAGUAGGUAUAAAGGUGGGAAGAGGAAGGGUGGGGAGGAGGGUGGGAGGGGGAAGAAACGGAGGGGAGAGGAGGUGGGGCAGGGGCCGGAGGGGGAAGGGUAUGUGGAGGGGUAGGUGUUCCGAAAUGGUUGGCCUGAAGUGGUCGCGACAGAAUCAUAUAUUUAUGGGACACAUCCAGCAUGCUAUCCAUUCAUGUCUGCAAUAUGUCUGCGAUGUGCCUUUCUGUGUGCGUCUCAAUGCACGAUGGUCUCGAGUCCCUCACGCCUAUGGCUCUCAUGGGAUGUUGGGAAAAACACGUCCC